GCAUAAUUCAAUGCUGCCGAUUAUACUGAACAAUCGAAGAAAAAAAAGAGCAAGCAAACAAAUAAGCAGCAAGUCUUGCGUAUGAAGUUGCAGUACACAAUUGUCUUUAUACACACACACACAAUUCAUCACCAUCAACAACUAAGAAAGCUCAAAUGAUAUAAGCUGAUCAACGAGAAUUAGCCCUCAGGACAAUCAUUUUGAAGGAGGAAGUAUCAACAAACACAAUGAGCGCUGCUCGUCGUGCAUUUUCACUCUCUUUAAAGUCAAAACCUUUAGUGACAAAAGAAGAAGGCGAAAAUACCUCAGGCUCACCUAUCAAACCUCCAAAAUCACCUUUGCGCUCGGCCAAAGCAUCAACCAGUCAGCACCCUUUAGCAGACCAACAACAGAAAGAAUCAAGACAACCUUCUUCUUCUACAUCUUCUUCGCAUUUAUCUGCAAGUACUCCAGAUACCAGUGUCAAUGGUCAAAAUGGUACAAAAUCCUCAAAAGAUGCUAGCAUUGGCUCGCUAUCAUCCUCAGACAACAGUGGUCCUAGCGUCAUCACAGCACCAGAAUUGAUCGGCAGGAAGAGAACGCCAAGUGAUGCAUCCACUGGCAUGCAAGCAACAUCUUCUUGGUUUAAUUCUGCAGUGACAGAUGAAGAGGAUGAUGAUGAAAAUGACGAGCCAGUAAGUCCCGCAGAUACAGACUGGGAUAGAGACUCCAGCUCGCUAUUGGAACGAGCAAAAGAAGCUUUGGCUUCAAGUGAACAUUAUCAAACCAAGACCGAAUUAAAGAUGCCAGAAAGGCCUUUCUUACAAGAUAUCGUCGAACGUGGCCGAACAAAGGAAUUCUCCGGCGAAGAUGUGGGAAAUAAAUCAACGCCAACCUCACAAAGCCCUCACAAGAACAAGGAACCAAAAUCAACUCGAAGAGCAGAAACGCUUCCUAACCAGCCCGAUGGCCUAGGAGGAUCGAAAGAUGCUAAACUACAGCGUUCAACAUCAAAGUCUGCUGGUAUUCUCGGAAGGCUAAAGCGGAUAAGCAGACGUGAAAAGAGAGCAUCUACAAUGGAUGAAAAACUACGGGAAGGACCUUUCUCGGUACUAUCAACCCCAGCAGAGGUGAAAGAUGCGUCAGGAUCUGAUGAGAAAUUGACAUCCAGUCCGGGCGAAGAGGACGCUACUGUAGAUGCCAAAAUGAAACAUUCAAGACGUAAGUCAGAUUUGCCAAUCCAAGACGCAUCUAGAGAACGUACGAUCGAGUUUGGUGGUGUUCAGCGUGUUCAUUCAAUACACAGCGUUCAGCCGAGUCUUGUCGAUGAUGAAAGUAUCGCAGGUCGUGAUUCACCGCCUGGCAGUCCACUUGGAAGUGAUGAACAAUGGCAGGAGGCUGAUUUAGCCGAAAACGAUUUGCUUAGUAACAUUCCAACGAUUAAUGAAGAGAUGGGCAUCACUUCAUCUCAGGAUCAAAAAGCACCCGAGAAAGAUGAUUGGCAUCUCACAUCCAUUCCGGGUUCUUUUAUCGUACAGCAGGACAACAAGAAGACCGAACUACCGACUCAAGAUCUUCCAGCGCUGGAAGACCUGAAAAUACAAGAGCCUGUCGAGGAAGUGUCGGGAACGGCAAAAAAAGGCGAAGUAGAAGAUGUACCCGACAUUACCAUUGAUUCUCCCGCCGAGAAUGAUACUGCAGUGCACCAACAAGAAAAGUCAGAAUAUACCCAAGCACUCUCAAGGCAAACGUCUGAUUUUGGAUCGAGUUCUUCGAGUGAUUUCCUGAUCGCCACUCCAGCAUUCACACCUUCAGAAGGCGUAACGGAAGAAGACGAUGCAGCUACACCGAGAGCUGUUGCUGAACCAAAUCGCACAUCGUAUUUUGAUGCACCUUCUGUUAUUUCACCACCUUUGCAAAUCACGACAAACGCUGAGUUUGCACCGCUCACGCAUGAGGAUACAUGGCUAGAUAAGAUUGAUCUGGCACACGAAGAACGUCAUUAUUUGAUUAGGCAUAUGGUAAACCAACAAAUGAGAUGGGAAUUGGAUCGUUUGUAUCUAGUCAAAGGCAUGGAUUAUCUCGAGCGCCCUUCACCACCAAAUGUGAUGCCGAAAUCCGAUCUAGCAUACCUCAAACUAUCGCCUGGACAGAUUACCCCAGAUUUACCUAUCGUUCGAAUCCUUAUCAAACAUGUUUUGAGCACCUUUCCGCUUUUCAGUGCUGCUACACCGAUCGAAGGUGCUGCUGCGAUGCGAACGCGACUGACGAAUGCCAGCCAAUUUAUGGAUCGUGGAGUGUUGCCCUUACUUCGCUUCCUCCAUUCGAAUUCAAUCAGUAAAGCGGUAGACUUGAAUGGAGAAUGGCAAGAUGAAAUGUCCGAUGCACCUUCAACGUUGGAUCGUAUGGGUUCUGCAAUCUUUAAGCUAACAAGUCGUUUCAUCACCGCACUUGCAGAUGGAAAAGGACAUGGCUUCUUGUGGUCUAAAGUUCCCAGCCCAGCAGAGGCUUCAUUCUUUGCACAUCGAAAGCCAUUCAAUAUGUUGAAACAAGGCGGUAGUGAAGUGAAUGUGGUAAGCUCGCGAUUGCGAACUCAAGCAAGAGAAUGCGAUUUUAUUCUUUCCGUUCAUCGUUAUGGAUUCCCGGCCGGAUAUGUGAUAAGAUCAGAAAGCGACUUUUACAACUAUGCAAUCACGCUUGCGCAAGAAUUGGGACCUCAGGCUCGUGUUCGUCCAGUUCCUGCCCCUGAUGCAGAUCUCACCAUUCAACCGCUUAUGGAAGAUGAUGAAUCUUUGCUCGACGGACGAUCAGCAUCAAGCUCACCUACUAAAGACAUGCUUGGCACUCGUCGUGCUUCUAUUCGGAUCAAUAAGGUGUACAAAUCAAACGAUGGCUCUUCAAGUAGUACAUCGUCCUUGCAAAACCUUUCUUCGCCAAUCACGUCAUCGUUGGGAGGAGCGCCAAUGUCACGAGAUCAUGUAAGUCACGAUUCCGGUGUUCCACCUACUCGAUCACCUGUCUUAUCCAAAAAGUCCCCAAUCAUUCCACAGAAUAAGAGUACGAUCUCAUUGACAUCUCAACAUACCAAAGCGACCAGCAAAAGAAGAAGUAUUGACGCGCAAAAAUCACCUAUCAACCAUUCUGCUUUGACGGGUAGUCAACGUUCAGGAUCACGAAUCUUUUCGGCCAGUAGACCAGCUUUGAAGAAUAGUAGUACGACCGAUGUUUCGAUCUUGGCUUCUUUGACGCCAAUUACGACAGACGAAGAAUCCAGAAGGAAGCAAGUACGUGCAUGGUUACGCGAUACACUCAGCAUUCGUGGAGCCGGUCAUGCAAAACAAACGAAAAGCUUCUUGGAAAAUGAUGCAUUCUUGGAACGUGACUUGAAACCUGGUUCCCGCGCUGAUGUUCAAUCUAGACGUGAGGUAGAUGAAGCAGAGAUGGAAACGCGAAAGCAGAUGAUCGAAGAUUCAUCAAGGGAUGUGAUCGAAUUACGUCAAGAGAUGAACCAGUUAUGGCGUGAAUGCGUUGAAGGCAACGGGUUCGAACGUGCCUUGUCUGCCGUUCAGCAAAACACCACCUUUAGCGCUUUGCCUUUACCAUACCAACGAGUGAUCUCUUGGACCAACUUACAGAUAGCACAAUUCCUUCAUCAAACCUUCCUUGACAGUCAUGAAGCAAGACAAAACUUCGAUCGAUUCCAAGAGGCAAUCUCCUGCAUUCCAUGGAAAUUGCUCUCUUUGGCCUUGCGUGAACGUACCGGCUGGAUGAUGCAACAAGUUCAAAGCUGCUUCUUGGACGAAUUCGUUCAAAAGAAGAUCAUGGCGAUUAUGUUGCAAGAUGUACCGGAAAGGAAGCUGGAUAUUGAAAUCGAACACUUGCGGGAACGGUUGGGAACGACUGUUAUGAAGAAAUUGGAAGUGUUCUCAAAGAGCUCUACCUGGCAAAAGCAGAUCGUUCGACGUGCAGCACAACAAGCUGAUAUUCCCUUGGUGGCUGCCAUCAUGCGUGGAAGUGAUAAGCCUUUGUUAUCUGCAGAAGGAAUCAAGAAAGUGGUUUCCGCAACAAAACACUAUCAAGAGUUUAUCCGGUCACAGCCUACUUACGCGGAGAAGAAGGCCAAGCUAAAAGCUAACGUGGAUGUGCGAAGGAUUUACGAUAUGCAACAUGCCUUACGACUUUUAUGUCAAAAACGAGAUGGCAAGAAGAUCAGAGAAGGACUAAAAGCGGAAUUGAAACCGAUCGUGUUUGCUUUAUUGCAACCUUUGCUGGACCUUCUCAAACGACUUCAUAAGAGCAAGUUGCUUAUCCAUUCUUCCACUGAUAGAACGUCCGACUCGAGCGCUUCAUCGAUCAAGUCUUCAAAGGAUGAGAAGCGGGAUGUCGUUCUGGAUCUACAACAAUUCUGUCUGAAGUUGCUGGACGUUUUAGCAGGAUUGCGGAUGCGCGUUCAAGAUCCUUCGAGAAGCUUGAGCACGUUGACGUUGCUCUUGGAUGACGCAGUACCGGAUUGGUACAGAUUCUUACAUGCAUCUUCUUUGGGCGAUUCGUUGUUGUACGAUUUCACUCAAUGGCUUCAAUCGGUUGCAUCAUUGUUGCGAUUCAAGGAAACAGGCGAAUCAGGUGGCGCAACGGACGAUAUCUUGGCACGCUUUUGGGCAAAGCCAAGCGGUGAAGAUAAAUCGCCUUUGCAGGCAGAAGGAACUGAUCGGGCUGCAUUGGAAGCACUUGUCGAACAUGCAUGGCGAAAGAGAACACGCCAGAUGGAGAUGGGAUGUAGAUGGGCAACUGGAGAUGCUGAUGGAAAUUUGGAUAUUCAAUUGAUGGGAGAAGGUGGAAAAACUCGAAUGACGGCAUACGAAAUGAAAAAGCAAAAGCUUGGUCCGACGGUAAAAGUACAAUCUGCUUUGGAGAAACUUUUACCGGGCUUUAGGGCAGGAUUGGAUCGUGUAUUGACUGCCGAUCCGGGAACGGCAUGGUAAUCUGUGUACUUAUUUUGGUUGUAUGAUUUAUCUCUCUUUCUUUUCUUCAUGCUGUUGGACAAGCAGAUCAAUUUGGAAUUUGUAUUAUUUUUUGUUCAGGCAAGUACAUUAAGGCGAUCAGGGUAAAUACAAGACUUCUUCUGAAGUAACUCCUUUCCAACCUCUGUUAUGAUAAUCAACAAAGGAAGUGAGAGUAUCUUCGAUAGUUUGUUUGAAUGUAUGAUAUUGGACACCCAAUU
This is a messenger RNA of Meira miltonrushii, 5200 nucleotides long. RefSeq lists its product as uncharacterized. Lineage: Eukaryota; Fungi; Basidiomycota; Exobasidiomycetes; Exobasidiales; Brachybasidiaceae. Gene Ontology annotation, molecular function: phosphatidylinositol binding. Bases 228 to 4961 code for a protein of 1577 amino acids. The transcript has a single exon. The record is from RefSeq and is a predicted model, not a curated record.